AUGCCUCACGAGGCCUCCAACCUCGAACGUCAGCCUCCAACUCCCUCCCUUCAACCUUCAACGUCAGCCUCCAAGCUAAGCCUCCAAUCUCAGCCUCCAACUCCCUCCCUCCAACGUCUGCCCCCAAGGUCAGCCUCCAACGUCAGCCUCCAACUCCCUCCCUUCAACCUCCAACGUCAGCCUCCAACCUCAGUCUCCAACCUCCUCCUCCAACUCCCUCCCUUCAACCUCCAACGUCAGCCUCCAACGUCAGUCUCCAACCUCCUCCUCCAACUCCCUCCCUUCAACCUCCAACCUCAGCCUCCAACGUCAGUCUCCAACCUCCUCCUCCAACUCCCUCCCUUCAACCUCCAACGUCAACCUCCAACCAUACUCAGCGUCACGCCAGACACUCAUGGUUCACCGGACCCUCAUCUUACUCAUCAGUGA
Messenger RNA from Penaeus indicus, 429 nucleotides. RefSeq lists its product as uncharacterized. NCBI's taxonomy places the organism in Eukaryota, Metazoa, Arthropoda, Malacostraca, Decapoda, Penaeidae. The record is from RefSeq and is a predicted model, not a curated record. The transcript has 3 exons. Bases 1 to 429 code for a protein of 142 amino acids.